AGUCGUCUGGAACGUGACUUUCCAUCGUGUUGCUAAAAUUAAUGCCGCCCAAUUUGUAAAGUCCAUUCUAAUUUAGAGAAUUUUUGCACGAAUAAGGUUGUUCAUUUCACAAAAAUCCAAUAUGAUUAUGAUACAUAUGAUAGGUAACCGUAACCUUGAAAUAGUGAAGUACUUCCUCUGGUUAAUAACAGUGUGUAGCUUAAUAUGCUUCCAUGGGCUUUCUACUUACAACAACUUCAACAAAUGUUGCAAAAACAAACUGGUUAGUCCCAGAUUUAUGGAUAUAAAAUCGAUGUAUCUUGGCGGACCAAACGAGAAGAACGAUGGAGUGACGUUCUUGAAUCGACGCAUGCUUUCCAUAAAUGAAACUUAUAAAAUUCUCUGGCAUUAUUCUCCGUCAUAUUUUCUGAAAAAGGCAAAUAUAAGUCUGCGAGGCUGUACUAGAUUCAAUAAUUGCCAAUUGACAACUGAUUUAGGACAGAUGGCGGUAGCAGAUGUUGUCAUAUUUAGACAUAAUUAUCUACCAGAAAUUCCUCCGGUUAAACAAACUGACCAGAUAUGGCUCUUAUAUGGACAGGAAACUCCAUUUUAUAUGAGAAAGAGUUACCUGAGGAAGGCAUGGUUAGGACAGUUUAAUUGGUCAAUUACAUACGGCGAUGCGUCGGACAUUUCAAUGCCAUAUGCUAGCAUUGCAAAGGAAGUCAUUCGAGCGAAGAAAAAUUAUUCAGAAAUUUAUAGGAAGAAAACAAAGCAGGUAGCUUGGAUAGUGAGUCAUUGUUUUGCCGUAUCCGGUAGAGACGAAUAUGUCAAAGAACUACGAAAGUAUAUUUCAGUCGACAUUUUUGGAAAAUGUGGUAAUUUGACUUGUGCUAGAAAUGGCACUGAAUGUAUGGAUAAAAUUAGUACAGAAUAUAAAUUCUACCUUUCAUUUGAGAACUCCUUAUGCAAGGAUUAUGUUUCAGAAAAAGUAUUUACAAUUUAUAGUAAUAAGUACAGUAUCAUUCCAGUUAUCCGAGGUGCUCCGAAUAUUGAUGAAUACGUCCCACGGAAAACGUACAUCAAUGCAUUUGACUUUGAGAAUCCUGAAAUUCUUGCUAAUUAUUUAUUAAGCCUUACUUCUAAUGAACAAAAAUACUCGUCAUAUUUGCAGGAGAAAGAUAAAUUCAGACCGUAUUAUGCUAGUUACUACAGAGCCAUGUGCUCUUUAUGUGAAAAAUUGAAUAAGUACAACACAUCAAAAGUACUUGAAAAUUCAUCAUGGUUUACAAUACGAAAUAAUUGUCUGGUACCCCAGAAUAGAUCACAAAUUGUUAUAAAGGACAAGGCUCCAGAUUACUGGUACUGGGAUUAAAUUCAUCACCUAAAACAGAUAAAAAAGAAACCUCAAGUAACUUAUCACAUAAUGAUGGUAUUAUUCUUCCUAAGUUCACUGUUGGUACACAUAUUAAAAAUGGCACC
Mytilus californianus (California mussel) is the source of this 1458-nucleotide messenger RNA. RefSeq names its product glycoprotein 3-alpha-L-fucosyltransferase A-like. NCBI's taxonomy places the organism in Eukaryota, Metazoa, Mollusca, Bivalvia, Mytilida, Mytilidae. The transcript has 2 exons. The record is from RefSeq and is a predicted model, not a curated record. Gene Ontology annotation, molecular function: alpha-(1->3)-fucosyltransferase activity. Bases 122 to 1351 code for a protein of 409 amino acids. Gene Ontology annotation, cellular component: membrane.